Frankliniella occidentalis (western flower thrips) is the source of this 898-nucleotide messenger RNA. RefSeq names its product ABC transporter G family member 23-like. Lineage: Eukaryota; Metazoa; Arthropoda; Insecta; Thysanoptera; Thripidae. The record is from RefSeq and is a predicted model, not a curated record. The transcript has 4 exons. Bases 141 to 740 code for a protein of 199 amino acids. Gene Ontology annotation, molecular function: ATP hydrolysis activity; ATP binding.
CGCGCUCUCUGUAUGUGCCGUGCCCGCCUGUUGUGGAGCCCCGAUCAUAGAGCAAACAACAAACAGUGAGUGGCAUUCUGUGGACCCGACUGGACCGAGACAGAGGCGCGCUUCCGCCCGCGCGCUCGUCCACAGCCAGCAUGGAGCUCAGCCAGGUUGAGGCCGCGGUGGCCGAGCCCGUGAUGGCCGUGAGCGUGCGCGAGGCCUGGCACGAGUACGGGCGCUGGCGCCGCCGAGGCCGAGGACGACGCCGCCCCUCAGCCCCGGAGACCGUCCUGCAGGGCGUCAACAUGACGGUGCGCCGCGGCGAGGUGUACGCGCUGCUGGGACGCAGCGGCUGCGGCAAGACGACGCUGCUCCGCGCCCUGGUCGGGCAGCUCGCCCUGGACGACGGCGAGGUGCGCGUCUUCGGCCGCGCUCCGGGGGACCCCCUCGCCGGCGUGCCCGGCCGCGCCGUCGGGUACAUGCCGCAGGAGGUGGCCGUCCACGACGGCUUCACGGUCGGCGAGACGCUCGCCUUCUUCGGCCGCCUGAUGGGAAUGAAGUCCGCGGCCAUAAGGAAGUCCACCGACACGCUGGUGAGUGCGCUCCGCCUGCCCGGGUCGCACGAGCUCGUCGGCGCGCUCAGCGGCGGCGAGAAGCGGCGCGUCUCGCUGGCCGUCGCGAUGCUCCACGCCCCACCACUACUCGUACUGGACGAGCCCACCGUCGGCCUGGACCCUCUGCUGCGCCACAGGUAGGUUGGCCCCCGGCGGGAAGGGGCAGGGACGGAAAUGGCUGCGAGCGGUCUGCCUACUCCACGCCUGAAGCCCCCUGCUGCGGCCGGGUAGGCAGUCCCGCCGGGCACGGCUGCGCGUGGGCUGCCUACUCCGCGCCUGGGACCCCCUGCUGCGGCCGG